This is a messenger RNA of Lottia gigantea (owl limpet), 543 nucleotides long. RefSeq lists its product as hypothetical. The record is from RefSeq and is a predicted model, not a curated record. The annotation marks the transcript as partial. The transcript has a single exon. NCBI's taxonomy places the organism in Eukaryota, Metazoa, Mollusca, Gastropoda, Lottiidae.
ACAUGUACCUCUGGGCCUCCCCUAAACAGUAGACUGACAUGUACCUCUGGGCCUCCCCUAAACAGUAGACUGACAUGUACAUCUGGGCUUCCCCUAAACAGUAGACUGACAUGUACAUCUGGGCUUCCCCUAAACAGUAGACUGACAUGUACCUCUGGGCCUCCCCUAAACAGUAGACUGACAUGUACAUCUGGGCUUCCCCUAAACAGUAGACUGACAUGUACAUCUGGGCUUCCCCUAAACAGUAGACUGACAUGUACCUCUGGGCUUCCCCUAAACAGUAGACUGACAUGUACAUCUGGGCUUCCCCUAAACAGUAGACUGACAUGUACAUUUGGGCUUCCCCUAAACAGUAGACUGACAUGUACAUCUGAGCUUCCCCUAAACAGUAGACUGACAUGUACAUCUGGGCUUCCCCUAAACAGUAGACUGACAUGUACAUCUGGGCUUCCCCUAAACAGUAGACUGACAUGUACCUCUGGGCCUCCCCUAAACAGUAGACUGACAUGUACCUUUGUAAGUGUUUGUUCAGGUUUUUGGUGA